AUGGCGGCGGCUCCGGCGGCGGCGGCUCCUGCUCCUGCUGUGGCGUCAGGCCUGCCGGUGGUGGCGUCGAACUUGGUCGAGUACAGCCUCCAAGACAUUUCCUACAAGCUGAAGAGUGCCACAUGCCACGAGCUGAAGGUCUUAGCCAGUCCUGAUGAUCCCCUGGUCUUUCACUUUGAGGACGAGCAGGAGGCGCAGAAGUGGUGGACUGUCGUUAGCAGCUCCCUCCGGGAGGUACACAAAGCUCCUGAGGGUGUCGGGGUUCUCACUGGAUGGUCUCCUCACUAUCCUUCGGCUAUGGUGAAUGCAGGGCCUGUGCGGGAACUUGAUGCUUCCCUGCCCGUGGAACUUGCAAGGAAAGAAGAGUUGACGCGCCGUCUUUGUGCUGCUAUUGAGCUUGGAGACGAGGAGGAGGCUGUGCGAUGGGCCACAGCACUUGCACAGCAGCGCACCCCUCUGCGGAUUUUGCUGAAGGAGUCCUGCUACCCCACGAGUGAGAUCAGCAUGAAGGUGCAAGUGGAAGAUGCUCUCCACUCAGCCCGCUUCACCACGCGUGUCCACACAUUCACCACCAUCGCCGCCCUCAGGCAGCAGGUCUUUCAGGAUUAUGACUUCCACCCCAGCGUCCAGCGUUGGAUCAUUGGGCAGUGCCUCUGUGUGGAUGACCGAACGCUUGGCUCGUAUGGGAUCCGGAAGGACGGAGACGUAGCCUUUCUUUACCUGCUGACAGCAAAGGGUGCCAAGCUCUCGGAGCAGCGUUACAAGGAGGACAAAGACUGGGUGGUCCUCCAGCCGGCCUCCUCGUCGCUCGUUGACGGUCCUAACGCCAGUCGCAAAUAUAGCACUUUGCCCAACCCUCUGCCAAAGAAAGGUGUGAAAGAUGGCAACCGGAAGAUGGACAUUGGGGAGAUCAGCCAAUUUCUGGGCUCUCUCAGGGUCAAUAAUCUUCUGUCCGGCCAUGCCCGCACUCCACCUGCCCCAAAUGCUGUCCCUCAUCCUGCCCCUCCUUCCCCCGUACAGGCCGGCUGGUCGUGUCCUACCUGCACGUUUAUCAAUAAGCCCACCCGCCCUGGCUGUGAGAUGUGCAGCGCCGACCGGCCUGCCAACUACGUGAUUCCUGGGAGCUACAGACCGGAUGAGACCGAGCUGUGGCGCAUGCAGCAGGAAAAGGAGGGGAUCCUGCAGUACCAGAAGGCCUUGGAGCAGAGAAGGCUGCAGAACUUCCAGCAGUUGUGCCAGCUGGACGAAGAGGCGCUGGUGCUGAACCAGGAGGAGUUGGAGUGUCGCAUUUGCUAUCUAGAGGUGAAGCCAGGGGAGGGAGUGCUGCUGCGGGAAUGCCUGCACAGCUUCUGCAGGGACUGCCUGCGCCAGCUGAUCAACUGGACGGAGGAGCCCCAGGUGGCUUGCCCCUUCCGGGACGACUCCUAUGCCUGCGACAGCCACCUCCAGGACCGGGAAAUCCGGGCGCUGGUGUCUCGGGACGAGUACGAACGGUUCUUGGAGCGGCGGCUGGCGGUGGCCGAGAGCCGGGCCCAGAACAGCUACCACUGCCGGACAGCCGACUGUCUGGGCUGGUGCAUCUACGAGGACGAUGUCAAUGAGUUUCGCUGUCCCAUCUGCUGGGCCCUCAACUGCUUGGUCUGCAAGGCCAUUCACGAGGGCAUGAACUGCAAGCAGUACCAGGACAAACUGCAGUUUGAGGCCCACAAGGAUGCUGCUGCCCGGGAGACCAGCGAGAUGCUCAAGACGCUGGUGCUCCUGGGAGAGGCCAUGCACUGCCCCGUGUGCCGCAUCGUUGUGCAGAAGAAAGGGGGCUGCGACUGGCUCCGGUGCUCCGUCUGCCAGACCGAGAUCUGCUGGGUGACCAAAGGGCCACGCUGGGGGCCAGGGGGUCCGGGCGACACCAGUGGAGGCUGCCGGUGCAACGUGGAUGGAGAGAGGUGCCACCCCGAUUGCCGGAACUGCCACUGACGGAGCACCUGCAAGAGGAGCAAGAGGUCUGACGAGAUACAACCGGUCUGGGGGCUUCGUCGGUGUUUUGUUGAAUCCCCUUGACUCACCUGGAUGGCCUCCCCUUUUGCCAGGACCACCGCUUGGAGACAAGGGAGGCAGGAAGAAGGUUCCUCCUUCCGUCUCGCCCUCCCCCCCAAAACCCUGGACCACCCAGGGAUGGUACUCCUCACCUUCCAGUGAGCAAGCCUCGCUGGGCCUUCCUUGGAGGGCUGAGAAGAUCUGCCUUAGGAAUAUGUUUGCAGGCUGAGGACUAGAAGUAGGUUCCCCCACCCCCACCCCGUUGUUCCUCUACUGUGCCUGUGGACUCAGCUGCGCUAACGGGUCACACUAUCCUUCAUCUGUUGCCACAGAUACUUGGGUCCUUCAAGCUGCUUCUGGACAAGCACCUGGUUUUUAACCGACCAUCUGGGGCAGCAGCCAGUGUGUGGUGAGACAUUUAGGGUGAUGAUGGGCGAGAUCAGCAGCCAGGAAGGACAGACAGAAGGCUUUGAUUUAUAUGUUACUACACAGUGGAAACAAACCCCAUCAAUAAAAAAAGACGUGUACUGGGACCGUGAAAUACAUUCUUUAAAACAGCCAGGGAGUGUGGGGUUGAAGAUGAUGGCAUCCUGCUGAAGCUAAGACUGCCUCGCAGGAGACAUCCAAGAGCAUAAGAGCAGCCCUCUGCUGGAUCAGGCUGAGGGCCCCUCUGGUCCAGCUCCCUGUAUCUCACCAUGGCCCCCACCAGACGCCUCUGGGAGUCCACGAGAGACCUGUCUCCUGAUCCCCCUCCCCUGCCUCUGGUCUUUGGAGGGACC
Pogona vitticeps (central bearded dragon) is the source of this 2810-nucleotide messenger RNA. The record is from RefSeq and is a predicted model, not a curated record. Lineage: Eukaryota; Metazoa; Chordata; Lepidosauria; Squamata; Agamidae.